Messenger RNA from Phacochoerus africanus (Common warthog), 2309 nucleotides. RefSeq names its product CXXC finger protein 5 (gene CXXC5). Gene Ontology annotation, molecular function: zinc ion binding; methyl-CpG binding. Lineage: Eukaryota; Metazoa; Chordata; Mammalia; Artiodactyla; Suidae. The transcript has 3 exons. Gene Ontology annotation, cellular component: nucleus. The coding region runs from base 287 to 1255 and encodes 322 amino acids. The record is from RefSeq and is a predicted model, not a curated record.
CGGAGCGCACCGCGGCGGCUGUGCCCAGAGAGGAGCGCAGCUCUCCGCCCCGCCCCUCCCCCUCGGCCUCGCGGCGGCGGCGGCGGCGGCGGCGGCGGUGGCGGCUUGGACGACUCUGAGAGCCGAGUGAAGAUACUUGCACGGGGACACCUGACCAUGUACCUGCCCUGAGCGGCAAAGCCCAGCAGGCGUCUCUGUCGUGGGCGGCACGGCCCGGUGCUUGUCUGGGGACCCCCCCACAGUUGGCAGGCUCCCCCAGCAGCGGGGUCUGGGCCUCGGCCCCACCAUGUCGAGCCUCGGCAGUGGCCCCCAGGACACCGGCGGCAGUAGCAGUAGCAGCAGCAACGCCAACGGCAGCAGUGGCAGCGGCCCGAAGGCGGGCGUGGCAGACAAGGGUGCGGCGGUGGCGGCGGCCGCCACCCCGGCCUCGGUGGCAGAUGAUGCGCCACCCCCCGAGCGUCGGAACAAGAGCGGCAUCAUCAGCGAACCCCUCAACAAGAGCCUGCGCCGCUCCCGCCCUCUCUCCCACUACUCUUCCUUCGGGGGCAGUGGCGGCAGUGGCGGUGGCAGCGUGCUGGGCGGGGAGUCUGCCGAGAAGGCGGCGGCGGCUGCAGCCGCUGCCUCCCUGUUGGCCAACGGGCACGACCUGGCGGCGGCCAUGGCCGUGGACAAAAGCAACCCUACCUCAAAGCACAAAAGUGGUGCUGUGGCCAGCCUGCUGAGCAAGGCAGAGCGGGCCACGGAGCUGGCCGCCGAGGGACAGCUGACACUGCAGCAGUUCGCGCAGUCCACGGAGAUGCUCAAGCGCGUGGUGCAGGAGCACCUGCCGCUGAUGAGCGAGGCGGGCGCCGGCCUGCCCGACAUGGAGGCCGUGGCGGGCGCCGAGGCCCUCAAUGGCCAGUCCGACUUCCCCUACCUGGGCGCCUUCCCCAUCAACCCAGGCCUCUUCAUCAUGACCCCGGCGGGCGUGUUCCUGGCCGAGAGCGCGCUGCACAUGGCCGGCCUGGCCGAGUACCCCAUGCAGGGCGAGCUGGCCUCGGCCAUCAGCUCGGGCAAGAAGAAGCGGAAACGCUGCGGCAUGUGUGCGCCCUGCCGGCGGCGCAUCAACUGCGAGCAGUGCAGCAGUUGUAGGAACCGAAAGACUGGCCAUCAGAUUUGCAAAUUCAGAAAAUGUGAGGAACUCAAAAAGAAGCCUUCCGCUGCUCUGGAGAAGGUGAUGCUUCCGACGGGAGCCGCCUUCCGGUGGUUUCAGUGACGGCGGCGGGAACCCAAAGCUGCCCUCUCCGUGCAAUGUCACUGCUCGUGUGGCCUCCGGCAAGGGAUUCGGGCGAAGACAAAACGGAUGCACCCGUCUUUAGAACCAAAAAUAUUCUCUCACAGAUUUCAUUCCUGUUUUUAUAUAUAUAUUUUUUGUUGUCGUUUUAACAUCUCCACGUCCCUAGUAUAAAAAGAAAAAGAAAAGAGAAAAAAAAAAUGUAACUGCUUUUUCGGAAGAACCACCACAACAGCAACAACAAAAAAAAAGAGGUAACGACGAAUCUAUAAAGUACUGAGACUUCCUGGGCAAAGAAUGGACAAUCAGUUUCCUCCCCGUGUCGCUGUCGAUGUUGUCUGUGCAGGAGAUGCAGUUUUUGUGUAGAGAAUGUACAUUUUCUGUAACCUUUUGAAAUCUAGUUACUAAUAAGCACUACUGUAAUUUAGCACAGUUUAACUCCACCCUCAUUUAAACUUCCUUUGAUUCUGACCAUGAAAUAGUGCAUAGUUUGCCUGGAGAAGCCACUCACGUUUAUAAGGAGAAUGUUGAUGGCGCCGCGUCGAAGCCCCUCUGUGUCUGUCCCCGCGUGCGGAGCUGCCACGAGGGGCUCACAGCGCGGGAGGGAGCAGCCCGCCCAGCCCCCCAGCCCCCCCACCCCACCCCCGGCCCAGACCCGGGCCCAGGCCAGCUGUGCUGCACCCACGGUCCCCAGGAUGGGGUCUCCCGCCCCAGCAGGGAAGAUUUUGCAAACACGAAAGUCCUGUUCCUUUAUCCACUGAGAUCUGGGGGGCCCGUGUCUCUCGUUCUGAUCCUGGCUACUUCCCUUAGAGAAUACAAGCCCCUUUUUUUCUGGCCUUGCUGAUGGCGACAGAAGAAAGGGCUUCUUUUUUGCGUGGUCCCCUGCUGGUGGGCGUGGGUGCCCAGGGGGCCCCGGUGGCCUGGGCCCCCCUUCCUUGCCCAUGGCCAGCUUCCUGCUGAUGAACAUGCUGUUUGUAUUGUUUUAGGAAAACCAGGCUGUUUUGUGAAUAAAACGAAUGCAUGUUUGUGUCACGAA